Molecule: messenger RNA, 2088 nt
Organism: Myotis brandtii (Brandt's bat)
Lineage: Eukaryota; Metazoa; Chordata; Mammalia; Chiroptera; Vespertilionidae
Gene: DPY19L3
Product: dpy-19-like 3 (C. elegans)
Exons: 17
Coding region: 91-2088 (665 amino acids)
Cellular component (GO): nuclear inner membrane
Molecular function (GO): mannosyltransferase activity
Source: RefSeq, a predicted model, not a curated record
GGAGGAGGGGGCUGCGGGCCAUUCAUUCCGCUCCCCGCAGGUGCAUCUGCAGGAGCCUGGGACGAGCCAUGCGUGGGCGCCAUUGACACCAUGAUGUCCAUCAGGCAGAGAAAAGGAGUCCGAGCCGCAGACUCGUCGGGGGACGGCGCAGCCCAGCAGGAGGACGGGGCACCGGAACCGAAGCUGCCCUCCGAAGGUGGUACCAGUAGAAGGUUAUGGAAGAUUCUGUCAUUUACAGUCGGCGGAGCCGUCGCCCUCUGUGCUGGACUCCUGACGUCCGUCUACCUGGCCACCUUACAUGAGAAUGACCUGUGGUUUUCCAACAUAAAGGAGGUGGAGCGGGAGAUCUCCUUCCGGACGGAGUGCGGGCUGUACUACUCCUACUACAAGCAGAUGCUGCAGGCGCCCAGCCUCGCGCACGGUUUUCAUGGCUUAAUGUACGAUAACAAAACAGAAUCUAUGCGGACCAUUAACCUCCUUCAGCGAAUGAACAUUUACCAGGAGGUCUUCCUCAGUGUUUUAUACCGAGUUCUGCCCAUACAGAAGUACCUCGAGCCCGUUUACUUCUACAUCUACACCUUGUUCGGGCUCCAGGCGGUCUACGUGGCGGCUCUGUACGCCACCAGCUGGCUCCUGAGCGGCACGUGGCUGGCGGGGCUCUUGGCGGCUUUCUGGUACGUCACCAACAGGACAGACACCACCCGGGUGGAGUUCACCAUCCCGCUGCGGGAGAACUGGGCGCUGCCCUUCUUUGCGGUCCAGGUCGCAGCCAUCACGUAUUUCCUGAGGCCAAACCUGCGUCCCGUGUCCGAGCGGCUGGCCCUGCUCGCCAUCUUCACGUCGACGUUUGUCUUCAGCCUGACCUGGCAGUUUAAUCAGUUCACGAUGCUGGUGCAGGCGCUGGGGCUGUUCGCGCUGGACUCCCUGGGCAUGCUGCCGGCCGCCAAGGCGACCUGGCUGUACUCCAUCCAGCUCACAGCUCUGCUCCUGGUCUGUGCCCUGCAGUUUUUCAAUUCCAUGAUUCUUGGAUCUUUGCUGAUCAGUUUUAACCUCUCAGUAUUAAUUGCAAGAAAACUUCAGAAAAAUCUGAAAACUGGAAACUUCCUUAAUAGGCUUGGGAAACUCUUGUUACAUCUACUUGUGGUUUUAUGUUUGACGCUUUUUCUCAACAACAUGAUUAAGAGAAUGCUGAGCCUGAGGUCAGAUGAGCACAUAUUUAAAUUUCUGAAGGCCAAGUUUGGAUUUGGAGCAACGAGAGACUUCGACGCGAACCUGUACCUGUGUGAGGAAGCGUUCGGCCUGCUGCCCUGGGACACCUUCGGGCGGCUCUCGGACACCCUGCUGCUCCACGCCUACGUGCUCGUCCUGGGCGUCACCGCGACCAUGGCACUGGCUGCCGCUCUCCAUCACCUCAGCGACUCUCCCGCCCAGGGUCACGCGGGAAGGUGCGCGGUCAGCCUGGGGCCCGACACCGCCUACAACUUAACCCACACCAUCGCGUUCGGAGCCUUGGCGCUGAGCACAAUGAGAAUGAAGUACCUGUGGACGCCGCACGUGUGCGUGUUUGCCGCUUCUGGCCUGUGCAGCCCUGAAGUGUGGGGGUCGCUUCUGAAGGUCGCCCGCCUUUACACCCCAGCAAGGGUGUGUGUGGUGCGGCACGCAGUCCCCCUGCUGACGCUGCUCUGUCUGGGCUGCAAGUUCUGGCCGGGAGUGAUGGACGAGCUGUCGGAGUUGAGGGAAUUCUACGACCCCGACACCGUGGAGCUGAUGCACUGGAUUAACUCCAACACCCCGCGGACGGCCGUGUUCGCGGGCAGCAUGCAGCUGCUGGCCGGGGUCAAGCUGUGCACGGGCAGGACGCUCACCAACCACCCGCACUACGAGGACAUGAUGGACGGCCCGGGAGAGAACGAGGCGGGUUUGCAGCCGGCAGGCCACCCCCGCUUCUGCGAGGAGAUCCGGAGGGGCCUGCCGGCCUACGCGGCGCUCUUCACCCGCGUGUUUCAGAACAAGACCUUCCACGUCUACCGGCUCCAGAAGCACGUGGCCGGGCCUCCCGCUGCGUCUCCGUCAGGACAGGCUCGAUAG